CUGACAAAGCCAAAUUGCAUAACUUUCCUCCCAAAAGCUUCUUUGUCUCCGCUUCAUUAUUUUCCCAGUAAAGGCCAUGUCUGCCCCCGGCCAGCUGUAAUUUGAUUAAUCCACCAAAAGGAUAGCCAGACGCAUUGCUGCAGGGAGGUGGGUUGAACAGCUUUUGAAGAAAUGGAGACUUUAGUCUUUUUAUUUUCAUUUUCUGCCCUUGGCAUUCUUUAUGCCAUGAACACCAUUCCUGAGCUUCAAGAGCCUUAUGUGAUCCUGGGGAUUGGUGUUGCUGUGUUGGUGAUUGUGUUUCUGUUCUACUUCCUCAUCACUCGUGGCAACCCACCUAAAGACGCCUUAUUCUUUGUUUUUGCAGAAUUUUCUUUUACUUGUGUCAUUGACCUGACAAGUGCCUUGGAAUACGACGGCAUUCUUUCUGGCUUUAUGGAAUUCUACCAGAAGACAGGAGAGCCGUAUCUGGGAACAGCCUAUGCCAUCAUGAUGUGCUACUGGGAUGGAAUAGCACACUUUAUCAUGUACCUGGUGAUGAUCAGCAGGAUAACAGACAGGAAAGCCUACCGUACCCUCGGCUUGUUCUGGGCUGGCUCUUUGUGUGCCAACAUGAGUGUAUUCAUUGCUGGGAUAGUGGCAGGUAAAUAUGGGUCAGAGAUCCGUCCAGCUUUCUGGCUCAACUUCCUCUUCCUUCUCGUGCCUGUAUGGGGAGCUGUCACACUAUUCACAAGGCCCAAGGACAGACCACUAAUUGGUGGAUACAAUGCCCAGCAUGCUCAGAGCAUGAAACUUAUCUGGCGUCCCUUGGACCUGAUCCUAGUGGUGUUCCUUUUAGCUGCCAUGGCCUUCACCAUCCUCAGAGGCUUAGUGGCUCUGGACUCUCCACUAGAAGUCUGCUCUAUCUACCUGAAGCACUAUGAACCCUACCUGAAGGAUCCUGUGGGCUACCCCAGGGUGAUGAUGCUGCACUUGUUCUUCUAUGGACUACCUCUGUUGGGUGCAUUUGUUUACGGUCUCCUCAAGCCUGGGUGCACAUGGAUGUCAGACUGGACGAUAUUUUUUGCCGGGGCUAUGACUCAGUGUCAGUGGGCCCAUAUUGGGGGGUCCCUCCAUCCUCAUACCACGGCUCCAUUUCAAAUCCCAAAUGAUGCUUUCUGGUGUGUGCUGGUGGCUAACUUGCUCUAUGCUGCCACUCCCAUCCUGGUGGCUGCGCGAGUUCAUAGUAAUCCCUAUUUCUUCCUCAAGAUAGCCCCCUUCCCUGGGCAAACAGGUUUGCCAAACAGUGAAGAGAAAGAUACCAAGUACAAAGACAAAUAGUAAAUCUCCUUUGGAGUUAAUUACUUAUCUGAUGAUUCAAUCUGUUUUAUUUCAAAUGCCAUAUUUCAAAAUGCCAAAAUACAAGAUUAUUUUGCUCAA
Molecule: messenger RNA, 1416 nt
Organism: Lates calcarifer (barramundi perch)
Lineage: Eukaryota; Metazoa; Chordata; Actinopteri; Centropomidae
Gene: tm6sf2b
Product: transmembrane 6 superfamily member 2b
Exons: 11
Coding region: 172-1317 (381 amino acids)
Biological process (GO): regulation of lipid metabolic process; lipid homeostasis
Cellular component (GO): endoplasmic reticulum-Golgi intermediate compartment membrane; endoplasmic reticulum membrane
Source: RefSeq, a predicted model, not a curated record